AACAAAUUCAAUGGGUCACUGUUUCCAGAAAUGGAGUCAUUCAAGUCUACACGAGGAGGCUUCCAGACCAAACUAAGCAGCUUCUACAUGAGUGUGGAGAGACAGAAGGAGGAGCUGGAAAAACUUCUCAAUCUUUACAGAUUUUGUGAUAAGAUCACACAGCUCACUGUGAGUUGCAGUCGUUAUGUGGGCCAAUUGAAGGUGACCGAACAAAAAUUGUGCCAGCCAGAAACCCAACAGUGCCUUGAGACCUACUUGCAACGACUGACAGAAGAAUUGUCAGAUGACAAAUUCCAGGAGAUGAAAGAGGAAGCCUACAAACUUAGCAGUUGUCGAGGGCUGGCGGUGUGGAAUGAGACCUGGCUCAGAUGUCAAGAGGCAAAGCAACUUGUGGAGGAGACUCUAGAGAAGUGCAAGGAAGAACAAGCUGUAGUGGCCUUAGGUUGGCAUAAGGAUACCACCUUGGCCUCUGGUGUUAGUAGUCAAGGGGAU
Staurois parvus is the source of this 492-nucleotide messenger RNA. Lineage: Eukaryota; Metazoa; Chordata; Amphibia; Anura; Ranidae. The record is from the annotation of a GenBank genome assembly.